This is a messenger RNA of Aspergillus caelatus, 1511 nucleotides long. Its product is annotated as putative endo-1,3(4)-beta-glucanase. The coding region runs from base 185 to 1369 and encodes 394 amino acids. The transcript has a single exon. Lineage: Eukaryota; Fungi; Ascomycota; Eurotiomycetes; Eurotiales; Aspergillaceae. The record is from RefSeq and is a predicted model, not a curated record.
UGACUUGACCUAUGAACACAAACUCGCACAACUGCAUAAUAAAAACGCUGACUAAGCCGCAUAACAAGCCAUAACGUCACAGCAUCACACAACCAACUCCAUCCCUCCACAAAGACUACAUUCUCCAUUCCCACCCCCCGUCUCACUCGCCCACAAAGCACACCCAAAAAAUACACAAAAAAAGAUGGUCCUAGAGAACGCCCAAGCAGACUCUAUCCCUCCAACGGGCGUCGAGCCAACCAACGACAGCGACAACACCCCAAACACAAAAUAUCAGUACCACUCGCUCUACAUAAAACGCGACCUAAUCGCCAACCCGGACCCAUUCACCCUCUACUUCGGAUUCUUUGGGCGGUGGAACUACGACCGAAAAGUAACCGCCAAUGUACUUCGCCGAGUCGAAAAUGCGCGCGUUCUAAUCCAGCGUCUCCCUACACAAGACGAACUAGAUGCGAUGGUCACACACAGCAGUCGUAGCUUAUACCAGGAGCGGAUUGGCGCGCCAUUGGGAGGACUCGUCGGGUCAGGGCUGUUGUGGAUGCAGGCCAGGAAGUCGGAGUUGUUUCCGGCUUAUUUCCCCAAGGCUUCAGGGCCGGAGGGGAAGAUGCCGUCUCCCGGGGAGAUCGUGCAGGCCGCGAAGAGGUUUGUGGCUGCUGAGCCCACGAUAGCGAGACGGGCGAUUUUUGUGACGGGGUUCAAGUUGUUGUUCUAUAGUGUGGCGGGGGCGACGUUCUCGAGUAUUUAUGCAGUUUAUAAAGAGACGACGAAUACGAUGGCGGAUUCGCGGUUGAAGGAGUUCUUGGCGGAUUUGAAAAAACAGAAUCCCGAGGAGCUAAGGAGAAGACAGAUGGAGUCCAGGGGGCGGAGGUCGGUGGGUGAGCAGCAAGGGGUUGUUGAGAUGAAUCAGGGUGGUGACUACGCUUCGGAGUAUUCUGGUGGUGACGUUCAGUCUACGGGGGUAUCUGGUCCUGAUCGUCCUCCGGUGGCAGAGCCUGUUAGUCUUGGUGGUGGAUUGGGUGCAGAUCAAGCCCGUGGAGGAGAUUUCUUCGACGAGGAUGAUGCGAGUCCCACGGCGCCUGAGUAUAGAACCAAUCGGGGCGCGCAGGCUGGUUACUCGCAGGGAAGUGCCUGGGAGCGGAUUCGACAACAGAAUGCUUCUGCGCCUUCUAUUCAGUCCAGUCGCCAGGAUACAUCCAACCAGCAGUCACCACAGUGGGACUCAUGGAGCCCCCCAUCAUCAGAGAGUGACAAACAGCGGGAGAGGGAGCAAGCUCGUGCGGAAUUUGAGCGGUUAUUGGACGCGGAACGGAAUAUUGGACAAGAGUCGGCGAGCGAAGCGCGCAAUAAAGGCUGGGGAAAGUGGAAUUGAUUGCCCUCUAGUGGACUGACAUAGUGUAUUAUACUAACUACCCUUGGUUCUGCGAUACAGUAGGUUCCGAGUCUAGGAUGUGGGCUCAUCAAUGUAUAUUAAUUGUAUGUGGCAUAUUUUUGGCAUCGUUCAUAAACAUCAU